AUGUUCAAGCUCGCCCGCAGCCGGCCUUUUACGGCUGCCCUUAAAGCCAGCAGGGUCUCAUCGACGUCGCGGUUGGCUGGUGUUGCACAACAGAAGAGAGCACUGAGUAUACACGAAUAUCUCUCUGCAGAUCUCCUAAGAAAGUAUGGCAUUGGUGUACCGCAAGGCUCAGUUGCAAGAACAGCUGCCGAAGCCGAAGAAAUCGCGAAGCAAAUCGGUGGCGAUGAUAUGGUGAUCAAGGCACAAGUUCUUGCCGGUGGACGAGGCAAGGGUACAUUUGACAAUGGCCUGAAGGGUGGUGUUCGGGUUAUCUACUCUCCAACAGAGGCCAAGAUGUUCGCAGAUCAAAUGAUCGGUCACAAGCUUGUUACCAAGCAAACUGGUGCUGAUGGCCGUCUCUGCAAUGCUGUCUACAUCUGCGAGCGUAAAUUCGCCCGCCGGGAAUUUUAUCUUGCAAUCUUGAUGGAUCGUGCUUCCCAGGGACCAGUUAUUGUUUCAUCAUCUCAGGGUGGAAUGGACAUCGAAACUGUGGCCAAGGAAAACCCAGACGCUAUCAAUACCACAUAUAUCGACAUCCACAAAGGUGUUACUGAUGAUAUCGCCCGAAAGAUUUCCACCGAUCUCGGUUUCAGCGAACAAUGCAUCGAGGAUGCCAAGGACACAAUUCAGAAGCUCUACAAGAUUUUCAUGGAGAAGGACGCCACUCAAAUCGAGAUCAACCCCUUGUCCGAGACUUCCGACCAUAAAGUUCUAGCUAUGGAUGCCAAGCUUGGAUUUGAUGAUAACGCGGAGUUCCGUCAAAAGGAAAUCUUCUCAUGGCGCGAUACAACUCAAGAAGACGCCGAGGAAGUCGCCGCUGCCGAGUCGGGUCUCAACUUCAUCAAGCUGGGAGGUGAUAUUGGCUGCCUAGUGAAUGGCGCUGGUCUUGCUAUGGCCACGAUGGAUAUUAUCAAGCUGAACGGGGGCGAGCCUGCCAACUUCCUUGAUGUCGGAGGUGGAGCUACUCCUCAAGCCAUCAAAGAGGCAUUCACCCUCAUUACAAGCGACCCCAAGGUUACCGCUAUCUUCGUUAACAUCUUUGGUGGUAUCGUUAGAUGUGACGCUAUUGCAAAGGGCCUCAUCAGCACCGUCGAGAGCAUGAACCUUCGUAUCCCCAUCAUUGCAAGAUUACAAGGUACCAACAUGGAGGCAGCUCACCAACUGAUCAACGAGUCCGGUCUCAAGAUCUUCUCCAUCGAUGAUCUACAAAACGCAGCCGAGAAGGCAGUGCAGUUCUCGAAGGUUGUGAAGAUGGCCCGUGAUAUUGAUGUUGGGGUCGAAUUCUCUCUUGGUAUUUGA
This is a messenger RNA of Venustampulla echinocandica, 1338 nucleotides long. Its product is annotated as Succinate--CoA ligase [ADP-forming] subunit beta, mitochondrial. Gene Ontology annotation, cellular component: succinate-CoA ligase complex; mitochondrion. Gene Ontology annotation, biological process: succinyl-CoA metabolic process; tricarboxylic acid cycle. The coding region runs from base 1 to 1338 and encodes 445 amino acids. Lineage: Eukaryota; Fungi; Ascomycota; Leotiomycetes; Helotiales; Pleuroascaceae. The transcript is spliced from 4 exons. The record is from RefSeq and is a predicted model, not a curated record. Gene Ontology annotation, molecular function: succinate-CoA ligase (ADP-forming) activity; ATP binding; metal ion binding.